AAAACAUCUAACCCCAACCCCGUUGCCUCACAUCUCUUCUCAUCCAUCACCUGGUAUCAUAUACCCAAUCUCCUGACCCCCAACUCAUGAACCCAUAGCCCUCGUGCUCUUCCUUCCCCCUUAUCACCUUCUGUGUAGAUAACUAUCCUCGUAACCACUUUCCCCCUCCACCAUGAACGCCAUAUCGUCAACCUUUUUAUCCGCCACGUCCAUCAUCAGUCCGGCUCCAGCUCAAGGCCGAUCUCUCGUGCCACUCCCCGGCGCCCCGCUCUCAAGUGAUCCCAAUCUCAUCCCCGACAAAUACCUCGACUCUCCCUCGUCCCCCCCUCCAUCUUCUAGUAUCAUAGACGAAAAGUCAAAUGGCCAUACCACCUCGGCUCAUCCUUAUCCCGCUCGCUACCCUCCCGUCCUCGUUGACAACACCCCAGCGACCGAUUCACCAGACAUACCCCAUCUCAACCUCGUCCGGUCACCUCCUAGCCAGCUGCUUGACGCACCAGCGAGAGCAGCGAUGAACAUGCCAAACUCUGCCACUGCCUCUGGUCAAGCGCGUGCGUUUAGAGGAGAGGCUCAAACACCGGAUUAUCAUGUGGAGAAUGGGACUUCUUAUCUUGCACCCCAAGGGGGUAGGAAGGAGGAUGAGUCGGUACCUCUACUCGCUCCCACACCACGGCAUGCCAAUGGUUUUGCACCCAUCUCUCGACCUUCUUCCGCGGCAUCCACUUCAUCAAACAGAGGCGUGCUGAGAAGAAUAUUCAUCGAUAGAGCAACAACACCUUCUCAGCAUCUCACACGACCAACCUUUCCUCCCCCAUCACUCUCUACAUAUGCGCCGCAACCACACCAGCCUCUCACCCUUUGGGCUAAGAUUGAUCUAAUUCUGGUACAGACUAUGUCUGUGUUGAUGUCGACAUUCUUCCUAGCGUUCGUGGUCGGCUGGGCUGUAGCGGCGGAAGUGGCAAAAGCAUUCCCCAAAUGGGUAUGGCCGGAUAAGCCCAAACACUUCCCAUGGGACGAUGAAAAGUAUUGGAGAAAAGAGGGGAGGAAAGUGUCCAAAGAUCCAAGAGAUUAUGCUAGACAGGUGGGUAUGGAUAUUGAGCACCAGACGGUGGAGACAGAGGAUGGGUAUUAUUUGAGAAUGCACAAAGUCAUUGACCCUGACGCUCAACCACAUUCUGAUGGUAGAGGUGGAUUCCCUGUUCUAGUUCUACACGGUCUGUUCCAAUCCUCCGGCUCCUUCGUCACCUCUGAAGAUCGCUCUCUCGCUUUCUGGCUCGCUAGACAGGGGGGUUAUCAGGUGUAUCUAGGCAAUACUCGGGGUAUUUUCGACAUGGGUCAUCGCACCUUUUCUCGAAAUGACCCAAGAUUUUGGGACUGGACCAUCAGAGAGCUAGCAAUGUAUGAUCUUCCAGCGAUGAUCGAUCAUGUUUGUAAAGACAGCGGAUAUGAUAAGGUUGCUUUCAUCGGACACUCCCAAGGCAACGGCCUUACCUUCAUCUCCCUCUCUCUCGGCAUGUGCCCAUCUCUCGGAAAGAAGAUGAGCGUCUUCAUCGCUUUAGCCCCUGCCGUUUAUGCUGGUCCCCUGACGACUGGAUUCCCAUUCACUACUCUGAACCGGUUGGAAUGGACCACAUGGAAGAGAGUUUUCGGGGUUUUGGACUUUAUACCUCUGAUGAGAUGGGCAUAUGAUUAUUGUCCGGCCAAGAUAUUUGCAACGCUAGGUUACAUCAUGUUUGCUUUUCUCUUCUCUUGGACAGAUACCAACUGGCUCCGGCGUCGUAAAACCAAAAUGUUUCGAUUCACUCCCACGCCCGUCAGUUCGGCGUCGAUCUUUUGGUGGUGCGGAAAAGGUGGAUUCGCCGAUCGGAAAUGCACAUUGGACGAUACCCUCGAUCGUUGGUUCGAUGACAGGUUCCCUCCUUUGGCGUUGUAUUACGGUGGACGAGAUUUCUUGGUGUUGGUAGAACCGCUUAUCGAACGUUUGAAGAGUAAAGAAAAGGAUGUGAAGGUGAUAAAGGUUAUCAAGCUGGAUCAAUCAGAGCACUGUGAUUUUUACUGGGCGGCGGAGGCGGUAGAAUGGGCGUAUGAGUCUUUUAUGGAUGAUAUUGAAAAAACCCGACCGAAGUAUCCUGAAGAAUUGAAAGAAAAAGAAGAAUCAUAG
This is a messenger RNA of Tremella mesenterica DSM 1558, 2161 nucleotides long. RefSeq lists its product as uncharacterized. Gene Ontology annotation, biological process: lipid metabolic process. The transcript has 9 exons. Bases 173 to 2161 code for a protein of 662 amino acids. NCBI's taxonomy places the organism in Eukaryota, Fungi, Basidiomycota, Tremellomycetes, Tremellales, Tremellaceae. The record is from RefSeq and is a predicted model, not a curated record.